AUGGAGGCUAAGGAAUGGUUUGAUAAGUUUUGCCAACAAGUAGAAUUGGAAGGAAAAUGCAAAGAGAAGGCUUGGAACAUUUGGGUGUCUGUUUCCUCAAAAAUAAAAGAAAAAUCUGAGGUAUAUGAAAAUUCAGAGGCUCAUUUGCUUUUUAGUUUAUUCAAAGAAGCAAAUUAUAAUUUGCAUCAAGAUUGUGGUAUAAAUAAUGAUUUCGGAUUCUGUGUUUUCUUGCCAUCUUCAAUGUGGAUGUUUCAAACUCUUCCCCCAUUAUGUGUUUGAAAUAGGCAUUUUCACAUCAAGAUAAAUGGAAAAAUUUUGACUAUUUCUAUGAAAUCAGAUUUGUUAAUUCUGUUAAAUAUUAUAAGACUACAAUUUAAAAACCAGUCCUAGACUUAUCAAAGCCUUAAAGUAAUCUUUUAACUCUAGAAUCAGUUUCAACUAGAAUGCUGCAACUUCAUGUUGAGCCUUAAUUAAAUGUGGCAAUUAAAUCAUACUUUGUUUCCCUUGCAGAAUACUUUAAUUCCAUGGUUUAUAUGUGCCAUAUAUGUUACGAAUUGUGACACAAGGUCAGUAUGCAGUUGACAUGUACAAGAGUAGCUGUGAAAUGAAAAUCACCCAUAAUGAAAAAGUUACCCAUACAAUCCUUUUUCUGAUAUUCAGAUUUAAUAGCGUUCAAGAUUCAGGUGCCACUAAAAUUACCUGUUCAUUGAGCAAGCUAUUGAAGGAAGCUAAAAUAAGGUAAGGCAAAACUGUUAGAGACUGAGUUACAUUAGUUUUAUGAAUUUUUUGUGUGGUUUUUCUUUGUUUUAAAAUGAUUUAUCAUUUAUGGCUGUACUCUUUUGAGGUUACAUCAUCAUACAGUUAUAGACAAAAAGAUAUUUUAUACUAGUGAGGUUCAUACUGUAUGUUAGUGCAAUGAUAUUUUCUUUCUGGCAGCAUUGUGGAAUUCUUCCAGAAGAUGAAAAAGUUCAGUUCAGUUUGGGAAGUUGGUGCUCCUGUUACAGAUCACCUUACUGAAGUAAAGAAAACAUUUUGUAUAUCUGCAGCUCUGUUCCACAAGUUUCAAAGGUACAUAACUUAUUUAUAGUCUUAGUUAACAAUUUUUCCUUGAUCAAGAAGAAUGAUAUCUGACACAAAUUUAGUUCUUCUUUUUUGCAUGAUACCUAUUAUGCUAAGUGCAAUGUAUAACUUGCAUCAGUAAAAUUCUACCCCCAUUUGUUCCAUGGAAUCAUAAAAAGUCUUUAUUGUCCUAUAUGAUACUUGUGAUCCCAUGUGACAUCCUAGAACUUAACUUACAAUUAUAGUGUUGCAAAUAUAUUUCCUAAUGACUGUAGUUAUGGUGUCUGAGGCUGAUGUUGAUAAUUAAACUUUAUGUAAUAUUUUCAUUGUUGCAGAGUAAUGCCUGUGCUUUUUAAAGGUUGUCAAGACUUAUGUGACAGGUAUUAAAGAAUUUUCCUUUUUAGUAAGUUUGUCAUCAUUUAAAUUACAACUUUUGGCAUAACAUGUUAUAGCUGCUAUGGUGCUGCUCCCCAUGACAGGCACCAUAAAAGGUAACUGGUGUAGAGCUCUCUACCCAAUGGCAAACAUAAUUCCUUUUCUUUUGUUUUCAUGUUAAUCAGCCUUCUUACCCCUGUCAAUAUCAGUAAAAAUAAUGGAAUUUUUGCUGAAAAACAAGACCAAGAACUCUGAAUUGUAUGCAAUUUAAAGAAUGACAAAGAGGCCCAAAAGUUAAACAAGAAGUCUUUGCAGGUUUUACAGAACAGAGGAAGCUACAACAGAAAUGAAAUGAUGUGGUGUAUUUGAAUGAAUUUGAGUUGACUGAUUUUAUUUUGACAGUGAAGAGAGAACAGAAACAUUAAAAAAAACAUGCUGGCUUUUAUAUCUAGUCUACAAAGGUACAGUGUUUCAUUUUUUGUCAUAAUCUACAUCUGCUUUUAUCAUUAAUAGUUUGAUUGAAUAUAAUCAAAUUAGUUGGACUCGGUUUAUUAAUUUAUAUAUGUACUCAUUUGCUUUAAAACCCUCUCUUUGUAUUGCAUUCAUCUAUAAGUUGACUUUCUUUAUAAUUAUUAUCCAUUGUGAAAUACCAUAAAUGUCCAUGUAUAAGCUGCAUCCAAAGGGGGAAGUGUAACUUUUUUAGCCUCUCGUUUAUGUUUUGUGAUCAUUUUUUUACCAGCUUGCUUAAUAUUGUCUCUUACUGAUUUUAGGUCACAGUAGUUUGCUGAUUUUCUUUUCUCUGAUAAUCCAUUUGCUGAAAUUAAUUUUGGGAAUGCCCCCACCUGGAAAAAGAAAAUAAAACAAAAAACAAACAAACAAACAAAUGGUUAGCUCAAAGUGGGUUUCUGCAUUCUCCUGUUUGCAUUUUCUGUAGGCUGGAAUUCUAACCAGGUGAAAGAAUUAAUGACGGCAUUCAAUCUCUUGUUGUGCUGUGUGGAUCAUGUACACAAUAGAUUUGGCCAACAGCUGCAGACAGGGGAAGGUAAAGUUUUCACUUAAUUCAAAGUGGAGGACUCCAACUUCUGAUUAAUUUUAAUCAGAAGUGAUUUUGAUAUGCAUACUUCAUUUGUCAAUUAUCCACACCAUUAUAUAUCAAUACUGACACUGUUCCUCAUUGUUGACAUGUUCAGUUCUCUCAGGGACAAAUAUCUGGGAAAGUGUGGUAAGUCAACAAUUUUUACUUAAAGUGAAAUUAGAAUCAUGUUUCUGCUGUGUAGGUCCUUGAAGUAUUGUAAAAAAAUCACUCACUCAAACUCUGUAACCUAAGCUUCCCACUGAUGUGAACUGAAAGCUAUUAGUUUAAUUCAUGACUCAGGCUUGGAGAGCAUAUGAUCUGGUCUAUCAGCUGGCUCAAACUCCCUGUGUCUUAAACUGAUUUGUAUUUUCCAGCAGGGUUGUCCUAUACAUUUUUCAUACUUAAAUCUUUAGAGUUAAUAUGUUUAUACUUGUACUUUUCUGUGUGAUAAUCAAAUUCUUGGAUUCUCUUGAAUUUAGCAUGAUGGAAUCCUUCCCAAUCUAUGUGAGGAAUUGAGUGUACCUCUUUCAAAUGUAUGUAUAAAAGGAUAUAAUUUGUAGUUGAAGGAAAUGAUACAUUUCAUCCUGUUUCUGGUUGUCAGAAUAAAGCAUUCAAAUAAACCAGAAUAAACCAUCCAAAGCACAAUUUAAGAUGUAACAGGCGUUUCGAAAUCCCCCGGUGGAGGACAAACCGUUUUAAAAACACCUUCAUGAUGGCCUCCACCAUUAAAUAUAACAACAACAGUUAAUUAACGAUCGUUUCCUAGAAACCUAUGUAGAUAAUGUAAAUAUAGCUUUUAAAUGUAGAUAGGUUUUAGCUCAUAGAUUUUUUUAAUUGUUUAUAAUUUUGAAUAUUCUUAUAUACGUUAUAUAAUAUAUUUAUUUAAUUACAUUAUUAUAAUAUACGCAAUUCAGCCGCAAGGCUGCUAGGUAUAUUUAAAUAAACUAUCUAUCUAUCUAUCUCAUUAAGAAAUGAAAAUGUCAGUGGUUUACAUCAUGGAAUUUAAUCAGCACAAUUUACUGACUUCUGCUUCUGUUAGCAAGUAAAAUCUCUUUUUGUGCUGUUUCUUUUUUAGGUUGCAUUAAUCUACUCACAACACUUUAAACCAUUUUUGGAGAAGUUAAUUGAGGUACAAGUAACUUUGUUGAUUACAUGUAUCAUUUAUUAACAAAGUAAUGUCGCAAAACUGUUAUGAUGGACAAACUUGCUGCACAAGUUCUUGUUGAGCAAGAGCUCAAACAACAUUAAUUCCCUGUACUGUACAUCAACACUGAACAAACUUUACCUUAACUGUUUAAUCACAUUUUGUUCAUAUGAAUGAUUUUCUUCCCUUUCUGCUUUGUUACUUUCCACAGCAAAAUGCAAGAAACUUGUUGAAAGUAAGUAAUAGAGUCAAGAGAGCUUGGAUUGGUCAUGUUGGUGCUAAUCCAAUUUGUUAAAUCAUGACAUGUUUAUUAACAACUCUGGUAUUGACCCCCUAAGAGUGACUAGCAUCUAAUUAUCCUUACAAUAUCACCACUGAAUCACACUUUGAUGUCAUGAGAAUAGAUGAAAUAAUCACCAACUAAAGAAACUCUUGAUUGUUAGACAAAUUUGCUGUAGUUAAUUUACAGAUAACAGUUAAGGGUUAAGAUUGACUUAUAAAGAGGUGCUAGACAGUGAGAGGCCACCUCAGCUUAAAUUUACUGUGUUGUUCAAAUAAACACACUCCAAAAUAUAUUAAAAGUAAUGAUUUUAUAAUGAUAUGGAUUUAAAAGUGAUCACACUGGUGGUGUUAGGUAUUGUUCUGUAAAUUAUCUAAUUUUGACAAUCUCUGUCUGCAGAUUGGUGAUUUAAAUUCCAUCUACGAAGAAGUCUGUGCUAGAUCUGGAGAUGUUGAUGAGAGAGACUUCUUUGACAAAAAUGGCUAUUUGUGGAUUCCUUUCAAUGAAGAACCCAAUGAAGUGGGACAUGGCAGGUACAAAAGAUCUCAUAUUUACCCAACUAGUAAUUUUUUUACAAAAUGUGAGACUAGCUGUAUUUGAUUUAUUCAAUUUAGUGCUGGAACUAUUAGUGGUGGAACUACCAAUACUGCAAUCCAUGAUGAAUUUCAACCUGUUUUGGUAACCCUAACAGCUGAUUUAGAAUCAAGGUACAGUACAUAUGUACAUCUUCAGCUCUAAUUCUUUUUCUUGUUCUUUCUCUGAUUUGGGGUUAUGUAUGGAUAUUUCCUUCAGAGGAAACAUAAUCAGUGAUCAAAAUUAUAACUGAGUCAUAAUACCUUCUUCUCUGCUUGGUUUCUUUUUCCAUGUACAGUAGAAGGUCCUACCCACCAAGCUCAUCAUCAUUUACUGAUUUAAGAGCUACACUUGAAGAAAGAAGGUACUGUUUGUGCAAAGGGAAUAUGUAAAUCAGUUAUACAAUUCACGGUGAGGUCUUUUAAAAUUUUAUGUUAUGCAAAUUAACAAGAAUAUGUACCCUUUUAAGAUAACAUAGCCUUUGUUCUUCACUCAUAUUGUCAAUCAUAAUUCCAUUGAGUGCCAAAUACUGUAUAGAGGGUAAAAUAAGCAAUUCACUUUUAUACUUACUCAUAACUCAGCAAUACAUAUACAUGUACAUAACACAAUCUUAUUUUUGGAGAGGUGGAGUAACACAGUCCACUUGCACACUCAAGCUAGAUCACAACAGCGAAGUAUAAAUAUACUCAGUCUGGUUAGUCAACAUUAAAAGUAUCAUUUGAAGUAUGAAAUGACAUAAUGCAGCUCUCGACACAAACUGAUUGCAGGAAAUCUUAUUUGAUAAAUUAUAUAUUUUGUGUUUAGCCAUUUGCCAGGUCAAGAACUGAUAAGGUUUUGGGAAGUAAGUAUUUGUAAACAACAUACCAGUAUAAUGUAUUGCAUUAAAAAUGUAUAAUAGGAGCUUGAGGCUGAGGUAGAGAAAUCCUGCUAACAGAAUCAUUGAAGAUUCCAUUCCAGAUCCUUGUCACUCUUAAAUGCCAGCCUUAAGCUUUUGUAUGGGAUAAUUUUUGACUUAUACACCACUUUGGCUUGAAAUCCAAGGCCGGAGCCAAAUUAAUUUAAAACAUAUUGGCAUCAAUACUGAAUUCUAAAAAUUAAAAAGAUGAAAAUCAUAGUCCUUAUCUCAAUAUUUGUUCAUUAGCCUGAGAAAAGUCUUACUUCAGUCAAACAUGAGGUUACAAAUAUUGGUAUCAUAGGUCAUAAGUUUAUGUUUCAAGUCUCUUCACUCAGCAAGGAAUUUUUUCAUGUGGGAUUUAAUAUAUAAAUGACUUAUUUUCUCCUUUUAGUCUUGCGGAAGAAAUCCUAGAAAUCUCAUACAAUCCAAAUUAACAGGUGAGAAGUGACUUUUUUUUACUUCGAAUUAUUUAGAAUAUACGUAAGAAAUAAAUAAACAUUAUAAUUCUCUUUUACUAUUGGAUAGGAUCUGACAAGUAUUUGAUGAUUACAUUUGUUGGUUGACUUAAUUAAAAUUUUUAGCCGUUCAGGACGGUUUCCUGAAAGGAUUUGAUGACACUGCAGUUUGUGAAGGGGACUAUAAUAUUUCAAUUCAGGUAAUUUGCUUUUAUAUGGUUACUGACUAUAUCAUUUUAACCAUUUCACUCCCAAGAUCUCAUUUGGUAAUUCUCUUUACUGUCUGCCGUACAUUUCUAAUAAUGUUUGUUCUGAGAAGUUGGUAUUAAAUCACCAUCUGAAUCAACUGAUGUUUUCUUUGUUCUCAUCACUUGUCUGUAUGAUAGAAGAGAUGAAGGAAGGUGAUAAAUUGUGAUAUCUUUUUUCUUUGAUGACUGGACUCAAAAUUAACCUUUUCUAAAAUCUGUUUUAAUGUAAUAUCUUUUGUGUUUGUUGCAGAUUUUUGUCCUGGCAAAGAAACUUUAUUAUAGAGUUAUGGAGGCUAUGCUGUUGGCAGUGAGUUAAUUUCUUUUUUGCACUUGUUAGCAGCAACAACGUCUGUUUAACUUGCAGUUAAAUUUAUUUUAUCUUAUUUCAUACUGUAUACUUCAUACACAGGAAGGUCUUCCACAUAUUCCUUAAUAGAAAGAAAGCUAUGCUUACUGCAACUUAGAGAAAAAGUGAAGCAAGCCACAAAUUAUUCUUUAACAAGAAUUAUUUCUUUGUCUUUCAGGAAGAGAAAAGAUUAUCUUAUAGUGAUUUCAGGUAGUUACUGUCUCCAAGAUUUGUCCUUUACAACUAUAAAGAUGUUUUUUAACACAAAUUUUACAUUUUUGGAAAAAGGUGGAAUGCAUUGUAUUUUCUGAAUCAAUCACUAAUUGUUUGUUUUCAUGUUGUCAGUGCUCUACUGAAUAGUGAAACAUUCCAUGUUUCUCUUUUGGCCUGUUCCCUUGAAGUUGUUAUGGCUGACAAAGGAUCGUCAUGUACGUAAUACUUUUAUUGCAUUGUUCCUUUAUCAUAUGUUAUGUAAGAACUUCAAUCACCCAACAUUUACUUCAAACCACCUGCAUCCAUUGGAUAAUGUUAUCAUCCAGGGUUAGAUAUCCCUUGGAUGUCUGUCAGAGUAGUGCUCAGUACUUCUCAUUUCUGAUACAAUAAUUUCCAGGGCCAACUCUAGCAUUUCCUUGGAUUCUUGGCAUUCUGAAGCUGGAGGUAAUACACUGAAGUUAAUGUUAUUCAGCAUGUACAGUUUGUGUCAACAUUUUUGUCUCCUUAAUCUGUUUUGGAAAUAGUAUCAACUGAUUCAAAGUUGUGAAUUAACCCUUUCACUUCCAAGAGUGAUCAAAAUCUAAUUUUUGUCCUUAAAAUAUUUUCAAGACAGUGAGACAGGUGAUGAGAAAACAAGAAAAACAUCAACUGGAUGAUAUUGUUAACACUAAAUUUUCAGAGCUUAAAUACUUUGCAAUAUGUGAUAGACAAACUGAUAAAUUGAUGCUUGAAACUUAGAAGUGAAAGGGUUUGAUCUAAAAUGGUAUUUUGUUUUCUCUGCAUCACCAAUAACGAUUGAAAUGCAAAACUUAAGUAGCUGUAUUUUGAACCUCAGAGUUUGCAUGUUAUUGAUUGUGAAAGUUCUUUUGCAUUUUAGGCAUUUGAUUUUUUCAAAGUCACUGAAAGUUUCAUUCUUCAUGAGCCACUUCUUAGUAGCAGUUUAAUUAAGGUAAAGAAUGUACCAAUGACCUACAUGGUGUUUGAAACUUUUGGCAGAAACUGGAAAAUUAUUUUGAUCAUCAGUAAUUAAGCAAUAAUGCUAACUUGUUUUUUGUUUUGUUUUGUUUUACUUUCUUUUUGUCAGCAUGUAAAUCGAAUAGAGGAACAAGUGUUGGAGAAUUUGGCAUGGAAAACGGUGAGUGCAGAUCAGCAAUUAUUUAGAGGGCCUCCCCCUUAGCAAACCUUCAAGGGAGUUGAGAUACCAAAAACUUCGUUACAAGGAUAAUACUGUUUAUUGUCCUCUUGUUUAUCGUAUUUCACUGUUGUUUCUGACUCUCUUUUCCAGGGUUCACCUCUAUUAAAAGCAAUGGAAACCUAUCAUCCACAAUCUGACCCAGCAACAGUGUAAGUAUUUGUGAAAGGAUGCUGCCACUUAGCUGUAAAAGCGCUUCAAAGGGAUAACCGGAAACCUAUAUUUGGCAGACCAAAUUUCUAUUAUUGACGAGGAAGAGCUCGAAACCACUAUAUCUGUAGUGAUUUGUUUGUUGGACAUAAUUUUUCAUUCUUAUCAGUUAACUUUGUUUGUCUUAGAGGCUCUGUUCAGCAGCAAAAGAAGUCACAGUCUCUAAAUUUGUUUUUGAGGAGAGGUUAGUGCUAAGAUUUUUCUGGCCUUUCACUCCAAGUUGUGAGAGUUUUUACAAUCUUGUCAUACUUUUGAUACUCAGUCAGGGGAAAAGGUAAUGUUACAGUAUAUAACUCAAACGACAGUGUUUUCAUGUAACACGUGUGUUAACAGGCCAACUUGCGAAGAACUUUUUCAAAAUGUAACCUACGCUUUUUCUAUUUUUUUUUAAUGUCUGCAGUAAACCAGUUGUCCUACCAUCGUUUAACAACGCUUUGUGAUAAACUUGAAGUCAGUGACACGCUGGUAAGUAUGACAUGUGCAGUAUUGUGGUCCUGACCAUAAUGGCCUCUCGAACCUAGAACUAAAACAGGCGCUAAAUUGAGCGCGAAGGUUUCAAUCAGGGUGUGUGCGUGGAUCUCAAUUUAUGAUAUGAAAACCUUAAAGCCUAACCCAUUUUGUUACCAUGUUUUACAAGAAUUUCAAUUAAUCUCACCAGACGUAAACGAACCACGUAGACGUAAACGUUAAUUGUGUUAUUCUUCUCCAAGAUUGAAACAACAUCAUAAACACUUUACAUCUUGACGGGUUCUACUAUUGGAAACAAUUUGAAAAAUAAGAUUAAGUUUCUCGAAAUUAGUUUUAAUUAAAAAAGAAAAAAAAAAAGCGAAAAAAAAAGUUGUCGUCAAGAAUAGUUAACGCCACUGUGCCGGCUUUUCUACAACCCUCAGUUACACCUAUAUAAUAAAAGCCGUUUCUCUCUCAAGAAAGGCCUCUAAACCAGUAGUAUAUCUUUGUUCAGACGUGCUUAAAAUUCUCAUGUCAGGUCAGUCACAUGUGGACGUGCUUGGAACAUUCACUGAGAUUGCAUUGGCAGUUGAUGGUUGACCGUCACUUGGACCAGGUUCAUGUACAAAGCGUUGCAUUUAUGUUGGCUUCAUCCUUUCACUCUCAGGAGACACCCAAAAGAACAUUCUCCUUAAAUUUUCAACUAGAGUAUAUCGUUUGAUGUAACAUUAAGCGUAAAUUAUGGGAAUUGUAUGGCAGGCAACACGGAAAAUUGAUGUAAAUAUUGAAUGAGAGAGAGUAUUAAAGACACUUCGGUACUCCAGAGCUUUCACUUAUCCUAUCCCAGGCAGGCUGUCGAGUUAACGAGCCUAUGUGAUUCUGAGCAGCCUGCGCCAGCCAGCGGCCGCUCGUGCGAAGGACCUUUCUUGUCCGAUUUCUCGCUUGCGUACUUCUAGAGCAUGUCUUUCACAGAGCACCGGCUACACGGGCUAUUUCACCUAAAAAAUCCAAAUUUAGCGGCAGUAAUUUAAUCUUUCACUUUCACGUUUCAAAAAUUGAAUCAUACAUACACAAUCGGGGAUUGAGAUCAUUUAAAUCUUUUUCUUAUGAUUGUAUUUUAAGACGAUGAGAAAUAAUUACUUUAUCUCCCCUACAGAUGCUUUUGUGUGCAGUGUACGCCAUUUCUAAGGUGGUCGGAAAAGAAAUUCAAUUUAAACAGAUUGUCACCGUCUACAAAGGAUUGCCAUUUGCAUCGGCACAGGUAAGUUUCUGAAAGGAAUUUGUUUACUCAAUUAACCCUCAAAGGAAUUUGUUUACUCAGUUAACCCUUUAACUCCGGUGAGUGACCAAGACAGAAUAUUUCCUUACUAUAUCAAUACAUUAUCGUGCAAACAAGUGAUGAGAAUGAAGAAAAAUAUCAACUAUAGGAUUACUAAUUGUCCGAUACCACAUUCUCCCAACUAACAUAACGAGAAUCGUUUGGCAGACAGUAAGGAGAAUUACUAAUGAGAUCUUGGGGGUUAAAGGGUUAAGCUCCCGCUCAGUUAAGCUCUCGCUCAGUCAUCUAUGCAUGCGUUCGUUUAUUCAUUUAUUUUUGUUGUCAAUCUCUGACAGAAAGUGAUAAAGAAUGUAGAAAGUGCUGUCUUGGAAAGGAGAAUUUUUCUUGAAAUCAAUUUUUUCCCAAGACGACCUUCAGUCGAUAAGUCAAAACAAUUAAUAAAAGUUUCAUGCUUAAAACUUUACCAGCGAGUUUUCUUUGGUCACAAUACUCUGGGCUUCCUUGAUAGAUUAGGAGCCUCGAAUCAUUUUACCCCGUAGUAAGCUAUGAAUGUGGGUACAUCGUUGUAGAAUAAUAAGGAAUUGUUCCACGAGCGCGCGUGAUGAUAGAUAGCCAACGAGGACCGUAGGGCGGAGUUGGCUAUAAUCAUCUCAUAUCCAGCAAAUGCGAGUAGAAUAAUUGUUUAACUAAAAACGCGCCAAAAUAUAGAUCAAUCUUCCUAACUUUUAUUAUGUAAGGACAAAAAACGCUUACCAUAUUUUUAGAGCAAGGUUUGAUGGGUCAUAACCCAUGAUGACUAAGCCAGUUAAAACUCUUGAAUCGAAUCAUCCGAUAAUCCAGUUUUAAUAAUAGAGAAUAUUGACAAUUACUUGAGAAUUUUAGUUACGUUGUUGUAUUAAUUCCACCAGGUGUACAAGGGAACCUCCGGCAGAGAACAAGAAUCAAUCAUUGGAUUCUACAACAAGGUGUACAUGGUUGCAAUGAAGUCCACCAUUCUUCAGUUUGCACCAAACAAGGUAAGUGAAACUUUUUUUUUUUUCAUUGUUAAUGGGAGUCUGUACACGAAUCAAGUAGCCUUAUCUUGGUGUCCACAGCAUGAAGUGACUAGGAGUGUUCCUUUUUCUCAUUGUUGGUUACUCAGCCCCCCUCCCCUUCCCAGCAUCUUGUCAGUUUUUCCAGGGAGACGCAUUGUGAGAGUUAAGUGUCUCUCCCUUGAACUCAACACAUUGAUUUGGCCAGGGUUCGAACGCGGACCUUUCGAUCCGGAGUCCACAUUCUUUCAUCAUCCUACUUAUCAUGGGUUGCACUCUUCCUUUCGCACGAUCCAACAGAUGUGAUAUUUGGUGAAUUCCAUGUCCGAAAAAUACUCGCGGUUUUUACUCGAACAUCGUUCUCUAACAUAACGUAACUUAAAUAAUAAGAUAAGAUAAAGAUAAGAUAAGAUAACUUUAUUUAUACACGGUAUUUCCAUCAGUUGUUAAUUAUCUAUAAAGGUAUAUCUAUCUUCCUAACUAUAAUAAAAUCUAAUAACAAUUCAAAUAAAAGAACAAAUAAAAAAUCUGCUUUUCAUGGAGGCCGUGUCUAAAAUUUAUUUAAAAUUAAGAUAUUACUUUAAAACUGUGGCGACUUAAUUUAGAUUUGAAAUCGGUCAGUGAAGACGCUUGUCUUAGGUCUAAGGGUAAGUCGUUCCACAAGUGAGCUCCGCUGUACAAAAAACUUCUCUUAAGAUAAUCAGUUCGAGGUUGUGGAAGAACUAAUUUGUUUUCCGUAUUCCUUAGACGAUAAGCACUUAUAUUGUCACGAUAUACAAAUCUUGAUCUUAGAUAAUCUGGUGUCAUACCAUGUAAAGUUUUAUACAUUAAGAUAGAUUUUUGUUCCAAUCUUUGAUAGUAGAGUCUUCGCCACCCUAGUGCCCGGAACAAAUCAUCUAAAUUACUAUCAUAGCUCGCAGACAUUAGCAUGCGAGCUGCCCGAUUUUGAAGCCUUUGCAGUUUUUCAGAAAGGCCCUUGUUACAGUUUCCCCACACUACAUUACAAUAAUCAAAAUGUGGUUGAACAAGGCUAUUAUAAACUUUAAUUAGAACAUUAAAUGGAGUGAAGUGCCGAAUUCGUUUAAUUGCACCAAUGGCACAAGCUAUCUUCUUAGAGAUGUUUUCAAUAUGACACUCCCAGUUGAUAUUUUGAUCGACAUAAACUCCAAGGGACUUAGCGGAGGUUACUUGUUCUAUUGCGAUUUCGUUUAUAGUAAGAGAAGGACUUUCCGUAAAUUGUGAUAACUUCUGCCUUGAUGCAAUAAGCAUAAACUCCGUUUUUGUCAUAUUUAGGGUAAGCUUGUUAGCACUCAGCCAUUCGUACACAUUACUCAGGUCGUAAUUAAGGCAAUAAUUUAUAUGAUCAAAGUCAGUACUGGCAAGCGUCAGACUGGUAUCAUCUGCAUACAUUCUGGGUUCCGAAUAUGUCAGACAAUGUGGUAAGUCAUUAAUAUAUAUUAAAAACAGAAGGGGUCCUAAAAUUGUUCCCUGGGGAACACCACAUCUUAGAUAUUUCGGAGUUGACUUACAAGAAUUUACAUGGCAAAUCUGUGUUCGAUUAUCUAAAUAAGAAACAAACCAUUGAUGACUGGUCCAACAAAUCCCAUAGUAUUGCAAUUUUCGUAGCAAAAUAUCGUGAUCUACUGUAUCAAAUGCCUUUUUGAGGUCUAAAAACCCUACGGCAUUAACAAGACCACGGUCUAUAUCCAUGGCCCAACUAUCUGUAGCUUCGAUAAGUGCUGUGAGCGUGGAAUGCAAAGACCGAAAACCAGAUUGAUGGCAUGAGAGAAAGUUGUUGUUAGUUAAAUAACGAUAAAGCUGAUCGUAAAUUAUCCGUUCAAAGACUUUGGCCACAACUGGAAUUAUUGAUAUUGGUCGAUAAUUAGUCGGAUCAGAGCGCUUCCCAGUAUUUUUAUACAAUGGAGUGACUCUGGCAGAUUUCCACUCAUCGGGAAAGAUGCCAGUCAUUAUGGAUUGAUUGAAUAGAUGAGUAAGAGAUUCCGCUAGAACAUCAGGACAUUCCCUUAGAAGUUUUGCUGAGAUAUUAUCUAAUCCAGUUGCCUUUGACUUGCAGAGCUUUGAUAGUAGUGCAAAGACAUGUGUUGGUGUUGUUUUUUCAAAAACAAAAUUUUUGUCAGUUUCAAUAAGAAAUUCUUCGAAGGAUUUAUCAACUUCUGGCACGUCUCUACUAAGGCCUAGCCCAAUUUCUGUGAAAAAUCAUGGCUUCAAGCUGAUAUGUAAUGUGCAGUUUAACUUUAGUUUGUUGAAGGGUUCAUGUAUUUUUUCCCGCACAGAACGUUCCUGUUUCACCUGCUCCCAAAAGCGCAGUGAGGUACAUUGUCAUUUUGUUCCAUGUAGUCGUGCGUGUGUUCUAAGACUAAUCGUUUGAUACGAUUUGUUAAUGACACUUAUGUGUUAAGAUCCCCGAUAAACAUUCUCGGCCAUUUGGUGUGCCCUUUCACCAUGUAUAUCUUCAUGUUUUUUGGCUUAAAAUACUAUUGUCGGUUUGUAGGGUUCCAGGGAAGAAUAAUUUUUAUCUAUCUCCUCUACGAAGCUCUCCAAGCGAAACUUUAACUCCAAAACCAAGGUAAGUAACAAGUGAAAGAAAUAACAAAGGAACAUGACUUUAUUCACUCAAGACCUUUCAUUUUAGUAACAAGCGAUGGGGAACUAGAAAAGCUUUCUCUCGUCUUCAAUGUUGAAAAUAUAUUUCAUAGUACUUGGUUUUUCUAAUUAGUUACUCGUUUACUUCGUAGGUCAUCGUUCAGCUUCGGGGAAUCCCCAGGGGUAAGUUUGUAUGAAAUUCCCACACAGUCUCCGCUCCCAAUCACCCCAGAUGUUAUUUUGGUAUUUUAACGAGGCGACUCCGGAAGUGAAAGGGAAUGACAAGUCCAAAGACUUGCGUGUAUACGUCACCCCGGGAGUUGGGAGGUUGCGGAAGGGGGUAGGGUGGAUUGUCAAUGUUUCAUGCCCUCUUAGGAAUCGCGUUUUUUUUUCCAUAAUGUAGUUGUUCUAUUUGUAAGACUUCUUUGUAUUACUAUUUACCUUUAGUCCGCUGACCGUGAAAGCCUGUCAAGAAUAAAUGCCUCCGUACGAGCAGCGGUGCACAGUCAACUCAAGGUACCACAGAAGAGAUUGCGCUUUGACGACUGUGACCAAACUGAACCAGGCCCUGUCCUCACGAACGGCCACUCGACAGAAAAGGAGACUGGGCCACAUUUGCAUGGAAGGAAUGCUUCGAAAGAAGAGGAAGAGAAAGGGGAUAAAAGUUAAUAAAAAAUGGGAAUAUCGCCCAGGGAGGUGUAAGGGGUACACCCAGGAAUUCUUGUUGAGGCUGUGCCUCUUGGUUUUCCUCUUGGCCCUUUAAAGGACAUAACCAUGAAAUUCCCGCAGCCUUUUUCUGACCUUGCCAAGUGAAGUGAACACAAUGCUUAAGAAUUUCAAUUAUUUAUUUGCUGUAAAAGUACUUUGAGAUAAUGAAAAGUUUUUAACGCGCGAACUUAUAGACCAGAGCGAGUUGCCUCGUUCAGGCGUCAUGGCUAUAGCAUCCACGUAUAUAUGUACUUCUUAACCCUUUAAAUUCUCUUCGACUUUAGUGGUCAAUACCGGAUUUCAGGUGGGGUGGGGUGGGUUGUGGUAGCACAUACCUACACGGCUAUAAAGGGGAGUAUCCCUUAUUUAUAAGGGAGGAGGGAAGGGGGGAAAGAAGUUCGUAACAAAGUAUUGCCAUGUAUGAAAUAUCGUGUCCUAAUUUACGCAGGUUUAAACGUAUUUGUCGUUAAAUUAAGUUUCGUCGUGGUUUUUUUGCUUCUUUUUUCGCUCCCAGAGUACUAUGUAUAGGUAUUUGAAAGAAAAUCUCUAGUCACUUAAGCAUGUGUCUUCUCCGAUGACAAGAAAAUUUAUGUCUAUAUUAGGGCGGUUUAAUGCCGGAAAUUCUUUUGUUGGCAAAGACAGAAAACAGGCCAUGUUAGCCGGGGAUGAAUCCUUCAUUAAGUUUUAUUGUUGAUUGUUCACUGGCGUGAAAACUAAACGAGGCGUUCCGUUAUGUCAACAAUUUCAUUUCUUCGGUCUUCGGGAUUCUGCUGCCAAAUUAGGAUAUUGAAAGAUUUAGCCCUGAAACAUCCAGAAAUUACGGUGUAUUUUUUCUUGGUAUUUAAUCUGAGUGGAUUUUAAUGAAUUGAACUUUAUAAGGAUGGACUAUUCUGCAAGUAGAACGUAUGAUGUGAAAGGCUACUGCUGCAUACGUUUAUCAGUGCGUUGAAAAUACGAUCAUGGACUACAGAUCGCUUAAUGUUCCAAUUCUAUUCUAAUUUUGGCCCGGAAUUUUUGGCAAGAUCUCAAGUCACGUUUUAUUUUGAGCGAGGUGAAUUCACAAAUUAUCCAGAAAACAUUUUAAUUAACCCACAUCUUACUUGAGUAGAUUACACGUUGAUUAAUGUAAAAAAGGUGAGCUUCAUUAUGGAAUAUCCAAUGUAUUUAUGCAUCAUGGCCAUUAGUCUUUUCCUGAGACUAAAUUGGUCAUAUUCCUGUAAAAAUCCUCCAAUUAUAUAUAUUAUUUAUUAUCACAUCCUGUUGCAAUCAUAUGUAUCCUGUCUUGCUCAUAAAUAGCUUGUCCGUUAGUACGGUUGAACAUGCAUGAAAUCUACUUUGGCGAGGUUUAGCAACUGUC
Pocillopora meandrina is the source of this 15491-nucleotide messenger RNA. Lineage: Eukaryota; Metazoa; Cnidaria; Anthozoa; Scleractinia; Pocilloporidae. The record is from the annotation of a GenBank genome assembly.